AUGACUCACUUUAGAACGUACCCAAAUGAUAAACAUCGCUCGCCGAACGCCUCCCCCCACCUACCCCAACGAAUCCCUCCAGCACAUACGCACAAACUAUGUCCAGGCCGACAACCCACCAGAUACACAAAACCCUUACUAACAAACACAGGAACCCUGAUGGCCCCGGAAAUCCUCCACAGAGUCAUCCACGGCCGCCCGGAACCAGAACCCUGGCAAAAGGCCAUGCUCUCGUUCAAGCCCGCCAUCCUCCAUGGCUACCGCCGGCACCGCGUCCGCGGAGCAGAUUACCCCGGCAUCGUGCCCUGCCCGAGCAACGGUUCGACAGAAGAAUCGGGCAACGCCGCCGUACUGGGGACCGUCGUCUCGGGGCUGACGGACGGGGACGUGCACCGGUUGGAUAUCUUCGAGGGGUCGGAGUAUGUCAAAGAGAGGGUGCGGGUGCGGGUGCUGGCGGAGUCGUUGAGUGUGGGUGGGCGACAGGAGGCGAGCAUUGCGAAGAACCCGGAUCGGCAUCUGAAGGAUGUGCUUGAUGCGGCCGGGGCGGAGUUUGCGGAUGAGAGGGAGGAGGUGGAGGCGUUGACAUACGUUUAUGUGGCUGGUCAGGAUCAAUUGGAGGAUGCGGAGUGGGAUUUCGAGGCCUUCAAGAGGGAUAAGAUGGCGUGGUGGGUCGGUGCGGAUGAGAGUGAGUGGUGA
Aspergillus thermomutatus is the source of this 696-nucleotide messenger RNA. RefSeq names its product gamma-glutamylcyclotransferase family protein. The coding region runs from base 1 to 696 and encodes 231 amino acids. The transcript has a single exon. Lineage: Eukaryota; Fungi; Ascomycota; Eurotiomycetes; Eurotiales; Aspergillaceae. The record is from RefSeq and is a predicted model, not a curated record.